UGGGGGGGGGGCAGAGCUGCAAUUUUUGCCCUCCUGCAAUUCCCGACGAGGAUCCUCUGUUUUUUUUCCUUCUUCUAAAAAUAGAAAAAAAUAUAGAUAUAUAAUACAAAUAUUCCAAGCCCUCCGAUCUGAGCCUCCCUGGAUGUGUUUUUUUUAGAGGGGGCAGGAGAAAAAAAAUAUGUCGGUCUGUUUUGUAGAAACUGAUCAAGACUCGGUGGCGUUGAAAGCUUUGCAGAAGUUUUCCAAGAUGUCCAGUGACAGGCAGAGGUCAGAUGACGAAAGUCCAAGUACUAGCAGUGGGAGUUCAGAUGCAGAUCAGAGGGACCCACCAGCUCCUGAACCUGAGGAGCAAGAAGAGAGAAAGCCUUCGGCUACCCAACAGAAGAAAAACACCAAACUCUCCAGCAAAACGACUGCCAAGCUCUCCACUAGUGCUAAAAGGAUUCAAAAGGAGCUGGCUGAAAUAACCCUGGACCCACCUCCGAACUGCAGUGCUGGGCCUAAAGGUGAUAACAUUUACGAGUGGAGAUCUACUAUCCUCGGUCCCCCGGGUUCUGUGUAUGAAGGUGGUGUCUUCUUUCUGGAUAUCACGUUUUCAUCCGAUUAUCCAUUUAAACCACCAAAGGUUACGUUUCGCACUAGGAUCUAUCACUGCAACAUCAACAGUCAAGGAGUCAUCUGUCUGGAUAUUCUGAAAGACAACUGGAGCCCUGCUUUAACUAUUUCAAAGGUCUUGCUGUCUAUUUGUUCUCUCUUGACAGACUGCAAUCCUGCUGAUCCUCUGGUAGGAAGCAUAGCUACUCAGUACCUGACCAACAGAGCCGAGCAUGACAGGAUAGCCAGGCAGUGGACCAAGAGAUACGCAACAUAAGCCACGCCCCGACGGCUUGGUGUGCGGCGCCAAGGUGCACGGAGGCAGCCCCUGCAGUGUGCAACCGAUCUUUAUAGCCUUUACAAUACGGACUUCUGUGUAUAUGUUAUACUGAUUCUACUCUCUGCUUUUAUCCUUUCAAAGACGGGGAUAUCGCUUCCCCUCGACCCUUAACCCCUCCCCUCCCCAACCACGAGAAACAGAAAGGAAAAGGUAAACGCUAUCCAGAGUAGAACUUUGUAGCUGUAGAUUAGUUAUGUUUAAAACGCCUACUUGCAAGUCUUGCUUCUUUGGGAUAUCAAAAUGUAUUUUGUGAUGUAACUAAGGAUACCGUUCCUGAAGUCAACCAAAUAUUAUAGUGCAUUUUAGCCUAAUUCAUUAUCUGUAUGAAGUUAUUAAAGGUAGCUGUAGAUUACUAGGAAAUUACGUCAUUUGUAUUAAGCCCAGAUCUAUUUCCGAUAUGUGGUACAUGCUGUUGUGAAAACUGUUUUAAACUUCUACCUUCGUCGGUUUGUAAUGAAAGGGUUCCCCCUCCCCUCUUUUUUUCUUUUUUUCUUUUCCUUUCACCCCCCUUUCCCUCCCAUCGCCACCACCUUGUAGCUCAGAAGAGAGCAUCCACUGUAUCAUCUCAAACACAAAUAAACAUGUUCCCCCCAAGGAA
Molecule: messenger RNA, 1532 nt
Organism: Podarcis muralis (Common wall lizard)
Lineage: Eukaryota; Metazoa; Chordata; Lepidosauria; Squamata; Lacertidae
Gene: UBE2E3
Product: ubiquitin conjugating enzyme E2 E3
Source: RefSeq, a predicted model, not a curated record